This is a messenger RNA of Cooperia oncophora, 789 nucleotides long. The record is from the annotation of a GenBank genome assembly. NCBI's taxonomy places the organism in Eukaryota, Metazoa, Nematoda, Chromadorea, Rhabditida, Trichostrongylidae.
AUGACGGCACAAUGGGCAAAACGGACAGUAUUAAGGUUCACGCCCGUCAGUCUACUGCUCACUACGCUUGCAGUAGCCCUUGCUAUAGGCCUUUCCAUCGGUCUGACCUAUCAUUUCACAAGAAAUGCCUAUGAUCCUUCACGCAAGGACAAAGAUCACCAUGGCAGCGAUGACAAUUCUCCAUCUGCUGCAGAACUACGUCUUCCAACAAGUAUAAAACCGUUAUUAUACGACUUGGUCAUCAAGACGUAUCUGCCUGGCUAUGUGAAUUUUCCCCCAGAAAAGAAUCUCACAUUUGAUGGGCAAGUGAAUAUUUCUAUGGUGGUCGUCGAACCAACUAAAAGUAUCGUUCUCAACGCGAAGAAUAUCACUGUGAUCCCCGAAAAAUGCGAAGUGUCCUCGGGUGAUCAAAAACUUGAUAUUGAAAGUGUGAUGGUCCACGAAAGGCUUGAAAAGCUGGAAUUUCUCUUAAAGAAGCGUUUGGAAAAGGAUCAGGAAAUUGUGCUCAAGGUAAACUACACCGGCCUCAUCAGCAACACCCUUGGUGGACUCUACCAGGCUACCUAUACUACUGCAAAUGGAACUACCAAGAUCGCAGCAGUAUCUCAAAUGGAGCCAACAGAUGCUCGCCGAAUGGUGCCUUGUUUGGAUGAGCCGAGCUUCAAAGCCAAUUGGACCGUCACUGUGAUCCAUCCAAAAGGCACAAAAGCUGCGUCGAACGGCAUCGAAAUUGGAGACGGGUUCGCAAACAUGUUGAUAAGAUUUUUUUCAUUUUUCCUAGGUGCGUAA